CCAUUUGCAGAUAAAGACGAGUAGUUACAGCUUUGGUUGACUGCUGUCCAACAAAACAAGCCCAGGGACAAUGGCGGCUUUGGCUGCUCCUGGGCACCUUAAUAUUUAGGCAUGUCGCAGGGGACCUGCACAGGCGGGCCCUUGCGUGGCAAAAUGCGUCCCCCGUCAUGGACUUUGCUAUUAGCCUGGCUAGGAGUUCUUGGCGUCCGUCUUGCACUUGGCCAGGCAGUGGACUGCUCCAGCCUGCUGCGAAGCUCUACCCUGCAGCUCAGCCAGCUCCAACCGUGUCUGAGCCAGGGCACGCAGCCGAUGGUGCUGGACGCUUCCAAACGUUAUGCUGCUUCACCAAGCGGAAGUCGACAGGUCUUAGACCUGGCGUAUGGGGCUUCGACCCUGCUGCUGCUCACGCCAGGUGCUAACAUUGAAGUUCUGAGCGCCAGCAUCACCGGCGUGCGGCUCGCCACGCCGAGCGCGGCUGCGUUUAAGCUCCUCGCCAUCUCAGUUCAGCCGGGCGCCUCGCUCCAGCUCACGGACGUGUCGCUGGAGACGGACUGUGCAACGCUGUACUAUUAUCAGCAAUGGCAGGCGACCGCGCGUCCAGCGGCCGUGUCGCUGGCCCCGAGCGGCGACUUAGUUAUCUCGUCGUGGCAGCAGUCAGGGGUGACCUUCACGUCCUGCACGCUCACCUGCCGCCGGCCGCCAGCCGUAGCGGUGGGGACCGCGUCGCCCGUCACGACGGCCGUCAGCGUCAGCGACGAGCUAGAGUUCUUUAAUGCGCUCUCGCUGGCGUCUGUCGUACAAAACAGCAAUGACGGCAGUACAUCAGGGCUGUACGGCUCCGGGCCAGUGAUGAUUGUGGUACGGCAGGAUCUGGUGCUGGGCAGUCCGCUGUGGCCGGCCGUGGGGGUGGCGCUGCAGCGCACUGUGACGGUGGUGGGCGCGGCGGCGGCCGUGCCGCUAAGCGCUGUGGUCGGCAGCGGUGGCGGCAAUGCUACCAGCGUGGGCCGGCGGGUGCGCAUCGACCUGCAGGACCUGAUUGGUGUUGUGCACGUGGUGGACGGCGAGGUGCUGACGCUGCAGAACCUCAUGCUGUCAAACGCCGGCAUGGUGGCGGGCUACGCGCCCGUGCCGUUCACGGGGCUGGGCCUGGUGACCUGCUUCCUGUGGUUCGUCGACGUGAAGCGCUCGCUGGCGCCCAAGCCGCCGGAUCAGCUUGUCGUGGCGGACACGGACAUUGUCGUGUAUUCCGAGGACCUUGAGCACAUGUCCGUCUGGGCGACGUUCGUGACCACGCCCGCGGGGCCGCUGGCCGUGCUGGCGGCGCCAUUCCGCAUCGGCAUCGCGAGCAUCGAGAUCCAGGCGCCCACCACCGCGGUGCCGUGGCUGACGUUCACGCAGAUGCACGCGUACGGCAUGGACUUCUUCAACGUGUCACUGCGUAGCGACGUCAUGACCGGCCUGAACCUCACGGCGCGGCGGGCCGGCGUGCCGCUGUUUGCGCUCAACACGCCGCUCAAUACCACCGUGGUGCCGGUGUGGACGCAGAGCGACCUGCAGGGCGCGCUUGCGGGCGUGUCGCGGCUGCCGGCCUGCUCCCGGCUGUCCAACACCACCGCCUACUUCCACCUGUUUGCGAACCUCUCCAUCGACGGCUCCAAAUGGCCGUCUGUGGGCUUCAACAUCAGCUGCAACAUCACCGUCAGCGGCACACCCGCCCGGCCCGGCAGCACCUGGCUCAACUUCAACCUGCUGCCGCGCUUCGUGUCCAUGAGUUCUGGCGCCUCCCUCACCCUCAGGUCUCUGACGCCCUUCAACAUGCCCAGCGCCCAGCGCACCUACGACCUGGGCGACCUGACCCAGAUGACGGCGCCGCUGUGGCCCGUGGGUCGGCCCAUGCCGCCGGCCGCCAGCAGCCGCUUCCUCAUCCUGCAGGACUGCACGCUGGCGCUGCCCACAGAGGAGUACCGCUCGCUGGCCGCGGUGCUGGGGCAGCCAGGCGGCCGCGUGCCCAGCCCCGCAUUCAACGCCAGCCUGCGCGGCGUGCAGGUGGUGUCCAGCACGGCCGCCUCCAUACUGCUGGACCGACUUGAUGCCAUGGGGCUCAUUGCCAGCAACACCGUGCUCACGGACACGAGCGGCGCCACGCCCUUCCCGCCACUGCUCAGCGCCAGCCUGUACGGCACCGCCGGCCUUGUGCCGCCGCCGCCCCCUGCCGCCGGACCCAGCCCCAGCGGCGGCAGCGGAAGCGGAAGCGCCGGAGGGCUGUCCCAGUCCGCGAUCAUCGCCAUUGCGGUCACGGUGCCGCUGAGCGCGGCCCUGCUGGCGGCGGCGGCCGUGGUGGCAGCCUACAUGCUGCUGCGGCGCAGCCGCCGCUACCGCCGCACCACCGCUGCACCAAACAGCAAGGAUGGUGAGGAGGACGAGGAGGGCGUGUCGCCGGAGAGCCCGGACGCGUUGGCCGCAGCGGAGGCGGAGGCAGAGGCGUCAGCCGCCCUAGAGAAGGCGAUGGCGGGCGGCGACGCCGGCUCCGCGGGCGGGUGGGGCGGCAGCGGCAACACGCCCGCGUCCGACCGCAGCGGAGAGGAGACGGGCACGCAUGCCAACUCGGACACGAGCGGCAUCAAAAAGCUAGGACUGCCGGCACUCCAGCAGUCCAAGUCAGGGGACGGCAACAACGCCGGUGCCGGCACGGCUGGCGGCGGCACGGCCGGCGGGGGCACGGCUGCAGGCGGCACGGCUGGCGGCGGCAGCGGCGGCGCACCCAACGGCACCAGCGGCAGCGGCGAGCACACGUCGCGCGAGAGCGAGGUGCCGUCGCAGCCGCCCCUUCACGUGGAGCUGCACCAGCUCAUCCUGGACUUUGCCCGGGAAAUUGAGGACCAGCACCUCACCAUACACGGGCCGCUCGGCAGCGGCGGCUUCGCAGUGGUGUACAGGGGCACGUGGCGUGGCAUUGACGUGGCGGUCAAGGUGAUUGAGUUCAAAGACGGACUCGCUGCCAACAGCGACGAGCGGAUGCGGACGCGCGCCAUGACGGAAGCUGCCAUCGCGGCCAACAUCCAGCACACCAACAUCGUCACCACCUACUCAUACGACAUCAGGCCAGUGCAGCCCAACCAGCCGGACGCCGGCAGUGCACUGCUGGGCAUUGGCCCGGGGCCGGAGGGCGGCGGCGGCGCGCUGGACUGCGCAUCGCCGGGUGGCGGAGGCGGCAGCCGGCGCGGCAGCACCAGCGGCAGCCGGAGGGGCAGCUACAGCGGCGCGGGGCCGAUGCAGCCGCAGAUGUGGAAACUGUAUCUCAUCCAGGAGUUCUGCGAGGUGGGCUCGCUGCGUGUGGCUCUGGAGAACCACAUGCUGCAGGGGCCGGACGGCCAGCCCAACCUGAACCUCAUCCUACGGCUGUCGCUGGACGUUGUGCGCGGCCUGAUGCACCUGCACAAGAAGAACAUCGUGCACGGCGACCUCACGCCAGGCAACAUCCUGCUCAAGGCCGACCUGUCACGGCCCGGCCGCUACAUUGCAAAGCUGGCGGACUUCGGCCUGAGCGUCAAGAUGGACCCGGAGCAGCACUCCGUGGACAACAACCGCACCGGCACGCCCUUCUAUGCCAGCCCGGAGGUGCGGCAGCACGGCAACCUUACCAAGGCCUCGGACCUAUACGCCUUCGGCGUGUGCCUGUGGGAAAUGUACCACGGCCGGCCCUGCUACCAGCGCGUGCGCGGCGUCAAGCACUACGUGCACGCCACCGGCUAUCCCUCCUUCCCGCCCACCGCGCCGCCUCAGCUCGCAGACCUGGCGGCGCGCUGUAUGCGGCGCCCUCUGGAAGAGCGGCCGCAGCUGAUCGAGGCGCACGAGGUGCUGAGGCAGCUGCUCAUCGCCGUCGGCAGCGGCCUCAACAGCGGCGGCAGCUACAGCUGCGCCGCCAGCGAGACCGGCUACGCCACCAGCGGCAACCCGAGCAUGGAGUGGCCCUUCCUGGCUCAGAACCAGGCGGCGGCCAUGGACAACAACCCCUACGUGGGCGCACUGGGCAUGAUGGGGCCGGGGGGUGGGGGUGGAGGCGCCGCACACGGCGCGCCUAGCCGCGGCAACAGCACCCGCAGCCUCAUGGGUGGCGUGGCGCCGCAGGGGCCAGUGGGGCCGUACGGCGCAAUGGCCCCGGAGCUGGCGGGCGCGCCGCCCAUGUACGCGCCGGCGCCGCCGCCGGUGCCGUGGGGUGUGCCCGGCGCGCCCGGCAUGCAGCCGGUGAGCCCGGGCGGGCACUUGGCGGCGGGCGGCGUGGCGCCGCCGCCGGGGCUCAUGGGCGGGCCGGCGGCCGCAGGCAUGACCGUCAGUCCGGGCGGCGCGUCGGGUCGCAGCCGCCUACACCACCAGACCGGCGGCUCCGUGCACAUGCAGCAGCAGCAACAACAGCAGCAACAGCAGCAAGUGCAGAUGGCGACGUUUGGGGUCCAACAAUCGCCGAAUUUGCAGCAGCAACAACAGCAGCAGCAGACGUCGAGUGAGGUCUCGGCGAUGCUUCCAAUGCCAGGGCAUCUACUCCAGCAGCAGCAGCAGCAGCAGCAGCAGCAGCAGCAACAACACCAACAGCAACAGCACAUGGCGGCGUUCCUGGCACAAGCGCAGGCACAGCUGCAAGCAGGGCCUGGGUCCUUCGGGGGAUCUGGCUCUUACGGCUCCUACGCAGGCGGCGGCCCCGCGGGCCCCGGUGCGCCCUUGGCCCGCACCUCGCACAGCAGCAACGCCGGCGCGUACGUCAGUGCCACGCCCGUCAACUACCGCAACCCGGCGCCGCCGCCGAUGCCAAUGCCGCCGAUGCAUGCGCCCGCACAGGUGCGGCAGCCGGUGCCGCUGCUGCAGAUGCUACAGCAGCAGGGCGCGGAGGGUGUGGGCCAGGCGACACCGCGGGCCGUGCCGUUCGGCCUCACUUCCAACAGCCAAGUACUGCCUCCUGAGCUUGCGAAUGGAGGCGGCGGUGGUGGCGGCGGCGGGCAGGUUACCUUGAACAUGGCUUCCAAUGGGGAGCAGGAUCCAUUCUACUCGGCCGGGGCGGGCUCCACGGCCGGCAACACCACCCCAAGCUCUGCUCGCAUCUCCGGAGCUCAUGCACGGCCAUAGGGGUUGUGUGCUCGCUGUUGGCGUACAAGUGUACAUCUUGUUGACUCUUGAUUCCGAGAGGAUACUGUGAAUUGACUCAAUAGUAUGCAAUGAUUUGGCUUGAGAGCAUUCGGCAAUCGCUGAUGGCAACCAGCCGGCGGGUAGCAGGACCUGCGCGCUUAGCAUCCGUUAUUGCACGUGUCUGUGCGCCUUGGGCUUUCCGUGUGUACUGACGGGGUAUUGAGAGAUCAUCAUGCGGCCACUUGUAUUACGGUCCCGCGCAGUGUGGCAGCGGACUGUAGUACAGGGCAUGUGUGCCGCUAACGGACGCGAUAUCAUGUAGCAUGCAUGUGGUACACAGCACCUUGGUCGCUGCGGGAUCACGCCGCAUCCUUCUAUGCUGCUGAUACGCACGUCGCCGAGCGGACCCUGCCGCAAGGACACUAGCUCUAUCGCAGAAGGCAUUAUUCUAUAGCAUUUGCAGACUUGUUGGGUUACUGCCGAGCAAUGCAUCGCACCCUCAUCACCGUCGUGGACGUCGUUUGAUACCGAAGUGCGGUAUGCUUGAAGCCAACGGUCAGCGACUUGCACACCGUGAUCGCUGUUGCAGUCACGACCUGCAGGCCAUGCCUGUACGGGCUUCUGCAUAAUGGUGGGUAGGUGUGUAGUGGGCGCUGCUGGCGCGCACACGAGCUGCGGCGUAGCCUGAAGGCGCUUGGUCCCAGGCCGAUGCGCAGUGCGGGCCAGUGGUUUGAAUGCUUGGCUGCUGGUACUUGUUGUCAGUUGGGCCGCGAUCGGGGCCGGUGAGCCAGGCACGCUGUACGGUAUUCAACGAGUUGGGGCACAUAAUGGUACAUCCCUAGGCGCGACCAUGCGUAAUUGUGUGCGGCGUGCGCUACGGCACGCACGGUGGAAGUGAUUGAUGCAUAGUUGGGUUCAACACGUGGCUCCAAAUCGAGUGUUAGCAUGCAGCCUCAGAGAGGCCACUAUGGUGGAAUGGGGGCGGGGCUUCGACUCCCCGCGUUGCAGGAUGGAAGUUUCAAUCGCCAGCUGGCGUGGCUACGUGGCGUGGCCCACAGCAGGUCAAGGACCACGGCUGCAACUUGCAAGGCAGAAGAGUGUGUCUGUGUGUGGGACAAUUGGUAAUUUUAGUGCACCAGCAAAUGGAAAGGAGCUGUAGCCGUGUAGGAGCUGCCGACGGAGAAUUGUUAAAAUUAUAUGGCGACAAACGCACUGCAUGACUGGAGAGUUUCUGGUACGCGGCCCUCAAGGUACCGUGCGUAUGGAUACCGUAGCUUCGUUGACACCCCAGCUCGUGUAAACAUCAGCCAGUGGCACACCUUUGAGUGCUUUUGCAUAAUACCAAAGUAGCAAGGGUAUCACGGUAGGUCGGUACAGUGCUCGUAUCUUCCAUCUACACUGUAGAAAUCUGCCCAAAAUCCGCCGAAGGCGGAGAAAAAUUUUUGGGUUUGGGUGCCACGCAUCUACGCAGUGUAGACGGUUUUGGCCGGCUUUGGUGCAAAAAUGGGGGAAGCGUAGACGUUUUGGGGGGCUUGGGGGCUUAAGUGUAGAUGCCGCGGUCAGGGUCAUCUACGCAUGUGUAGAUGCCGGGUGCCUGAGGGCAUCUACAAGAUACGAGCACUGGGUCGGUAGCCAUGCUCGGUACGGUUAGCAUCAUGUACUUGAGGAGUCUUGGACAGAAAUUGUGGGGCAAGCGAGCUGCAGGGAUAGGCAGGGACGCGGGGUUCCGUUACUCGGCUGGCGCUCUGCCCGUCAGCCUGCGAGGUCGCCUCAGCCAGACCGUGCACUGUAGCACUGGGCUUCGCUGUCUGUGAUCAUCGGGAAGGCAGAAAGCUCCAUACCGGGCCGAUUGACGGAUACCAAAGAAGCGUUGGAUGCGAGGAUACGGGAGGACAAGCUUGGCGCACCGUAGCGGUCGAUGCUGUCCUAGACUACUGCGCUAGGGCGGCUAGGCCAGGCCAGGCAUUCGUGUGCACGCCAUGCUGUGUUCACCGGAGGCUCCCAACUCAGCUUUGGGCACGCCGGCAGUUGCUGGGAAAGGCGCAUGCUGCCCGAGUGCGCGCUGGGUCCACGGUUGGGUCCGCCUGGACCAGCACUUGAAAGUUGCAGGGACCGCAAGGAGUAGCAAGGAGCGGUGGUUUGGGCAAUUUUCACCGACUGG
Molecule: messenger RNA, 7279 nt
Organism: Chlamydomonas reinhardtii
Lineage: Eukaryota; Viridiplantae; Chlorophyta; Chlorophyceae; Chlamydomonadales; Chlamydomonadaceae
Exons: 21
Coding region: 310-5118 (1602 amino acids)
Biological process (GO): protein phosphorylation
Molecular function (GO): ATP binding; protein kinase activity
Source: RefSeq, a predicted model, not a curated record